Messenger RNA from Sceloporus undulatus (fence lizard), 12052 nucleotides. RefSeq names its product RNA binding motif single stranded interacting protein 3 (gene RBMS3). NCBI's taxonomy places the organism in Eukaryota, Metazoa, Chordata, Lepidosauria, Squamata, Phrynosomatidae. The transcript is spliced from 14 exons. Bases 118 to 1383 code for a protein of 421 amino acids. Gene Ontology annotation, cellular component: ribonucleoprotein complex; nucleus; cytosol. Gene Ontology annotation, molecular function: poly(U) RNA binding; poly(A) binding; mRNA 3'-UTR binding. The record is from RefSeq and is a predicted model, not a curated record.
UUCAUCAUCAUCGGAGGAGGCGGAGGAGGCAAGGCUGCUGGGGAGACACUGCAGCCCCUCGCUCUCGCUCUCGCUCCACGAGUUCCUCUGCCUCGGAGACCACGGGAUUCCAGCUACAUGGGCAAACGCUUGGAACAGCAACCAAUGUACCCCCAGUACACUUACUACUACCCUCAUUAUCUCCAAACCAAGCAUUCCUAUGCACCAGCUCCCCACCCCAUGGCUCCGCCCAGCCCCAGCACUAAUAGUAGCAACAACAACAACAGCAACAACAGCAGUGGUGAACAGCUGAGUAAAACGAACCUGUACAUCCGAGGCCUUCCUCCCGGCACCACUGACCAGGACCUUAUCAAGCUGUGCCAACCAUAUGGAAAAAUUGUAUCCACGAAAGCAAUUCUAGACAAAAACACAAAUCAGUGCAAAGGCUAUGGUUUUGUAGAUUUUGACAGUCCAGCAGCAGCACAGAAAGCAGUAGCAUCUCUUAAAGCAAAUGGAGUUCAAGCCCAGAUGGCAAAGCAACAAGAACAAGACCCUACAAAUCUUUACAUCUCAAACCUACCCAUUUCCAUGGAUGAGCAGGAGCUGGAGAAUAUGCUGAAACCCUUUGGACAUGUCAUUUCCACCAGAAUAUUAAGAGAUGCAAAUGGUGUCAGUAGAGGAGUCGGCUUUGCCAGGAUGGAAUCUACUGAAAAAUGUGAAGUAGUUAUUCAGCAUUUUAAUGGAAAGUACCUGAAAAUGCCCCCUGGCGUGCCAGCCCCGACGGAACCUUUGCUGUGCAAAUUUGCUGAUGGAGGGCAAAAGAAACGACAGAAUCAAAGCAAGUACACACAGAAUGGGAGACCAUGGCCAAGAGAAGGAGAGGCUGGCAUGGCCUUGACAUAUGACCCCACAGCUGCUAUACAGAAUGGAUUUUAUUCCUCACCGUACAGUAUUGCUACAAACCGCAUGAUUCCACAGACAUCUAUCACACCAUUCAUUGCUGCUUCCCCUGUCUCCACAUAUCAGGUUCAGAGUACUUCAUGGAUGCCUCAUCCGUCAUAUGUUAUGCAACCAACUGGUGCUGUGUUAACGCCAACAAUGGAUCACACAAUGUCCAUGCAGCCAGCAAGUAUGAUGGGCCCCUUGACACAACAGAUGAACCACCUUUCUUUGGGCACAACAGGAACGUAUAUGACAGCUGCUGCACCUAUGCAAGGGACCUACAUUCCCCAGUACACUCCUGUGCCUCCAACAGCUGUCCCUCUUGAAGGUGUUGUUGCUGAUACUUCUCCGCAGACUGUAGCACCUUCAUCACAGGAAGCCAGUGGUCAACAGCAACAAAUGGCAGUGGAAACAUCCAAUGAACAUGCAUCUGCAUAUUCCUACCAACAGUCAAAACAAUAAACAGGACUGAAAAAAUGUUGUUCUGAAAAGUUUGCCUUGAAUGGAGAAACUUCAUUGAACAAGAAGUUGGCUUCCAGUUUGCACAGGCGUCAACAGAUUUUUCUUUUUCAUUUUCUACCUUACCCAACAAAAAUGAAACAGUGUUUCUAUGUGCUGUGCAAAUUUUCAGUCAUGUAGUCUGAUAGUUUUAUUUUUGCUAUUUUUUUAUUAAAGAAAAAAGACCCAUGGUGAAACACUGGGUUGAUAUUUCAUCUGAAUGAACAUUUGAAAUUCAGAAGUAACUUGCAAGUGUAGAUAAUUCGUUUUUGUUUUCCAAACAACAACAUAGAAUUGAUGAUGUCAAGAGGGAGGAAGCUGAGAUGAAAACUAAUGGUCUUCCUCAAGAAUCCAGCUAUUCUUUCCCCCUUUCUUGUUGAAUUCAAAUGUGUCUUUGCUUUGGGGGUUUUGUUUAUGGUUUUUUUUUUUAAAAGAAAUGUUUAGGUAAGGUUUAUCUUGAAUCUUAAUUGCCUUAAUUUUAAGGACGUCAAAGGCUCUCAAGGCAAGCUGUCAACGUCUUGGUGAAAGAAAGGAGCAUUAAUUCAAACUUAGACCAGUAUCAACUGGGGCUGAAGCUCAAAAGACUGAAUUUUUAGAUGAACAACAACAGCGAAUUGAUAAACUAUACAGUUUAGCAGAAAAUGAUUUUUUCUUCUUUUGAAGAAAACCGGUCGAUAAAGGAACUGUGGCAACUUCAAGAAUAGAAAAAAAUGAGACUUUUAUGAACUUUCUUCAUGUUGACAGAGAAGAAUAUAGAAAGCUAAAGUGUUUUACAAUAAAAUUAUUGAAUGGGGUGGGGGGUGCAAAACUUGCAUUUUAAGGAAUGCAGGGGGGGGGUUCUUGCAGAAUGGAGUUUUUUUUAAUUUACAAAGCGUGAUCGCUGGCAAAAGCAUUAGUGCUUUUUAUCUGCAGUCUUUUUUAUGAGCUUUAAAAAGUUUUUAGUCCGCUUUGCUUGUCACAUUGCAAACACCUAGCUUAAAAGCAUUUGGGGGGGAGGGGGACUUAAGUACAUAGGAGCUUAUGGUCAAAAAAGUGCAAAAAAAGCAAUAGCUAGAAGAAAUUGUUGACAAUUUCUGUAGUCUUUCCUAGUUGUGAUCAAAAUGCAGCCUAUGGAUGGCCUAUUUUAUACCAAAGAUGAAAUGACACCCUACCGAAGUCCAGAAGAUAGAGGUUUUUUCUUUUCUUAUUUUUUCCUUUUUUUAAAAAAAAGAACUCUUUAUUUGACCUACAUGGCCGGACCAGUUCGUAUCUCUGUGUUUGUUUAAACUAUCUUCCACUGGUAUUUUACGUCCUACAUACUUAAGCUUCUAAUGGAAAGUUCUGAGUAGUUGGUAUUUAGCAGCGCUUUGCAGAAUUUCACAGCAUGAAGGAAUAUUUGGGUGCCAGCUCUUCUACCCAGGUGUGUUUUAACUUUGUUGCGCUUUUCUGUUGCAUCGUCCAAUUUCCUUUGUACUGCAACUACUGUCUUCCUUUCUCAUAGCAUCCCAGGUUCAUUUCUUCUUUUCCCGCUGUGUCAUCUUCCAGUAUUCAGAGAAAGUGGUCAUCAGUUGGCAUUUGGGUGGUGCGUUUAAGUCAUUUAGAAGAUGUCACUGAAAGUACAUGAUCAGUGUUUUCAUUUAACUCUCCCAUGCAAGAAGAAAAUUUUAAAGUGGCUCACAUUAGUUCUUUCAUGCGAGCAUGAAGUUAACAAUCACUUUAUACUAACUGGCUUUCUGUGGUCUUAAUAUGUUUGCUGACAAUCACAAAUUAGUCUGAUUAGGCAAAAGACAAUAGCAAGUGAAUUGAAUCAGUGCAAACCUAUUUUUAAAAGAUAAAAGAUUAUAUGAAAUCUUUAUAUGGAAGAAUUAAGAACUAUCACCUUGUAUCCCUCUCUUUCCCCCCAAACAGGGAGGGAUAUCAUGCAGUGACUAUUUAGGCUGGCUGUGGAGAAAGGACUUUCAGAUCUUGCCAGCAAUGUAUGUGGAAAAUUUUUCUAGUGUGCAUUCCAUUCAUUUUCAACUUCCUUGUUCUCCACUACUUUCCCCAAAUGUAAAAGUGGCACAACAAACUAGGAAUCUCUUCCUUGCAAGCACUAGUUAAAGAAAAGGGAGUGAUGUAUGAGCAUGACAGCUGUGAUUCAAGAAGGGAGGGUGCCUUAUGCCAGAGUGAUGGGAUAAGUUUCCCCAUACGCUGGAAGCUGGAUCAGGGGCUGCCCCUCAGCAUAUUCAUGGAAUGUGGAUGUGGAACUCCCAGAGACUUCUGCCCCCAAAUUAGACCUACUAUUUUUUAAUGAGGCAAUGUUCUUUUCUCUCUAAGAGACAAGAAGAUCGAGCAAAAGGAGCACUUAAAAAACUAAACCAAAAGAUUGAAAUGAUCCUGCAUUAGGAAAGAAAAAUGAACUGGUCACUUAAGUGGCUGAGGUAUAUUCAGAACAGGGUAACCAUAAACUAUAAACAAAUAUUUUAAGAGCUUUCUUUUGGAUCAGCCUGAUUCAAUGAAAGCUGCAACCCACUAAACUUGAUUGCCACGCAAACUCCGUUGUAAUGAAACAAGGUUUGUGCAGGAGCACUGUCAGGGGGGUUGCGCACAGAAUCUGUGGUUACUUUAAAUGACUUUUAAAAGAAUCAAGUAUUUUUUUAAGAAUUAUUUUUAAUGUAGUUAUCCUGGGUUUGGUGGGGAUGGGGUUGGGUUACCAAAACAAAUGGCUGCUACAUAUGCAACAUUAAAAAGGAAACUGAAAUGGAAAUAGAAAUGGGGGGGGGGGUAGGAUGCCAUCUAGUGAACCAGCAAAGACAAGAGUUGCCUGGUUAUCUCAAAGGGUGGGGGAUCUAAAAGUAGAUGUGACUACGUGUUGACUUUUCUGAUGAAAUGGACCACAGCACAGAGGGGGAAGUGUCAAUAUUAUGUACAGAGACCUCUAGCUUCUUUCCUCUGUUUGUGCGCUUUACCAUUGCUGUUUCCUUUCUGCAAGUAUCACUUUUCUUUUCUCCUUCAGAAGAUGAUGUGCCCUUGGGAAUGGAUUUAUUUAAAAAAAGCAAGCCUUAUUUUCUUCCUUUUUACAGUCUAUCUUUUUCUGGCUUAUCCUGGGUUUUCUGGGUUAUCCUCCUGUGGCACACUUCUGUAGAAUAUGAAAGAAGCAUGUGUUUGUUUGCUUUUAAUUGUUCCUGUAUAAAUUCUAGUUUGGCGCAAAGAAAAGUCUCAUUGCUAUUGACAAUGAGGCUGCAAGGUAGCUACCGUGUGGCUGAUGGAAAUGCUGGGUACCUUCCUGUUUCUAUUUGGAACUCUGCUGCUUUAUUUAUAAAUUCUGAUCAUUUUGUUCAGGUUUGUUCAGCAGAUAAAGUUAAGCUAUCACAAUGAGAUUGUUCUUAAAAGUCAAGCAUUAUCCUCACCCUCUUCAUGAUCAUGAAAAGCUAACAAAUAGAUUGUAUCCAUUAGUUCAGGUGUUUGACCAUUUUGGUUUUUUAUUUUUAUUUUUUUUAACAAAAUCAUUUUCUAUAUAUCCUACAAACUCUGCCAUUUAAUAAAAAGUAAGAAUGAACUAUCCUCUGUCCCAGCAAGUGGCCUCACUUUGAGAAGGGAUUUGGCCAAGUUACUUUAGGAGUUGCCUGCCAUCGUAGUUGGCAGAUUCGAGGAACUGUAAUCCAAAAAGUAACUCUUCUUUUAUAGAUCCACUUUGAUGUACAAAACAGUUGUUUAAAAGCCUGACGACAGUUAAUGUAAAUGUGUUUGGAUCUGCAGUCUUGCAUGCUACCACUGAAUGUGAACAUGCUUCCUCCGCUCCAAAAACGACAACCCCAAACUGGAAUUCAAUUCUAAACUUGGUUUUAUUAACUGUUGUAUUCAUUUCAGACUUAUAAGUCUUCCUGUUCAUUCGGGAGUAUGGGGGUAUGGAGAUUGAUCACAGAAUCUUUGUUUAAUGUUUUCAAGAUUGGAUGCCUGAUACAUUGGCAUUGUACUUCCUUGAUUAUAGGAACAAUGCUGGACAAAAUGUUUUUCAUUCUCUUGACAAAAAUCUUCAUAAAUCAACAUUUCCCAGCAUAGCAAUAUUUACAUUUUAGCUGAAAAUAUGUUUUUCAUCAACACAGAUUGGUACCUUAUGGGCUCUUUGACACUACAGAAUUAUUUUGCUUCAACUGCCAUGACACUAUCCUAUGAAAAUCCUGAGAGUUGCCAUUUAGGGAGGGGUAUUUUGAAUUCUUGGCCAGACUGACCAAACUACAAACCGUGGGAUUCUAUAUUUUAUUGCCACCGCUGUUAAAGUGGAAUUAAGUGCUAUAAAAUGUGAAAGGCCCACAUGACAAAUUGUCUAGGUUUUAAACAUCCUAGAAUUCAAGAAGUAGGAUGUUAAUACAGCACGGUUGGCCUGCCAUUAGAAGACAAAAUAAAAGGGCUCAUCUAGGCAGUGGCUACAAGGAUGCUUGCCUAUGCACCUGACAGUGCUUUCUGGUUUUCAGCCCUAAUGUGAAAUAUAUAUUUCAAAAUGUUGACAUUGGCCUAUCUAACCAUGAAGGUUUUUGUGGACCCAGUGAAAGUUCUUAUUCAAUUUUCUUUUACUUAGGGACAUAAUUUGUCACUAAUACUCUUCUCAAAGGAAGCAAUUUUAGCAAUUUUCUUCCAGCUGCAAGAAAGUAUUUGAAAGCUGCAGUUUUUCAAAGCCUAUUUGCAAUUCAGGAUUUAGCCUGUGCAAAAUUUAUAUAUGGUUGUUUUGUGCAGAAAAAAAUCCUUUUCUGGGCAGGAAACAGCUUUUUCUGUGCACAGUAUUUUCUGCAAACUUUGUCCAGAAAUAAGACUCAGGCUGUAAAGAUUACAAUGAGUUUGGUAUUCUUCUCAUCAGAGUCUUUCAACUUUCAAGGAAAAAUUGACAAUUUUUCGAACGUUUUCUUUCCAUCUCUGCUUUUUAAACCCAACAGUACAAGGUUAUCUUGCAACAGAAAAUUCAUAUAGUGAAAGUUAUUAGGAUCAAACACUUUUCUUAGCACCUUUCAGUACUUACUAGGAAUGUAUGAAUGAGAAUCAGUGGGGGAUGAAGCAUGCCAAUGGAGCAGGUAAUCCAGUUUGGAUUAUAGUCUGAAUUUAAAAGGAGCUGUCUGAAGUUCUGAACCUUAUUCUGACACCUAUUUGCAGUUUAGGGUUCAGCAUUUUGGGUUAGCUCCAUUAAGGUUCAAUCUAAAACCCAGAGUGGAGUUACUGUCCUACUAACAGGGAAACCACUGGUCACCGAGUAUUUGUAGGAGUGAAAGGGAAUAAUUGACAUCUGCUUAACAUGCAAUUUGCAAGAAAAUAAGGUCAUUUAUGAAUCCAUUUUACAGGGCUCUGUGUUUUUGUGUCAUUCUGCUGCAUGUGUUUCUUUACUUAAACUCACCAGAGGGGCUGUUACACCAAUACAUGUCAGCUCUUUCAUGAUUUUAGUCAUCCUGUACCUUAAUAUACUUUUGUUGGUCAGGAAACUAAAACAUUGCAGAGAAAUUAUGUAAUAACAUAGCAUAUGCCUUCCUUUUGAUCACAGCCCACACAUCCAUCCACUGGUACUUCGAGCAUCAGCAGAAUAUUGAAAAGGUUUGCCAGUAUGGAAGCAACCAGUUUAGACACUGCUAAAUAUUGAAGUGCAGGUAUUUGUUUUAUGGGUAAUCCUCACUGGAAACCAAAAAUGCAGGUAGUUAUAUUGAUCCAUACCAACAAACCAGUUUUACAGUUUUCAUCUCAACAAGAUCAAGUCUUUGGCAAACAUAUCUUAAUUGUCCCUUCUAACAGUCAUCCAAAAGACUUUGCAUGAUGAUUGAGAUAACUUGCAACAAUAUACUGUUGCAGGCAAAGUCCAGUGUCAUAUUUCUUUUCUUUUGGUAGUAAGAGAAUAGUUGCUAAAUUCACAGAGAAAAAUUAAGCUGAGGGGGUGAUAUGAGUGUUCCUUCACAUCAAAAGACCAUGGUACUUUAACUCUGAGAACCUUGGCUCCACUAUAUCACUCAAAACUAGUUAAGGCUGCCUGUGACUUUCAAGGCACCACAGGAGCAAAUUACUAAGAAGCAAUUUUUGGAUGCCUAUUCCAUCCAAUGUGAUAACAUCUGAGUUGAGCCUUCGCUAAGCAGAAGGCUCAGUGUUUGUGUGCCCUUUCAGCCUCUCCAUAUUUCCAGAAAUAUUUUUAAUUGAGCUGAUGUAUUCUAAAUUGAUUUAAGAUAAGUAUCUGAUUAUGAUUAUGAAUCUGAUGUGUUGGGGAAAGGGGUGGGACUAACAUACUAAAAAGAAGCUUUUAAAAAUUAGCCAGGUUAUCUUAUAAGAUUGCAUUUGGGAAGGUUCUGGUGAUAUGUAAGGACUGGGCUCCUCAAGGUGUUCCUAACGGGAGGUUCCUAUCUGCAUAACUUUGGAUUAACUAGAUGCUUCAACAAUCCCAGGUGAGGGUGGGAGACGUGAAAUUUGUAGAUGACCCACCACUGCCAAAGCCCCAGCCAAGGUAAGAGUUGGGAGGGAGCAACUUUCUUCCCUUGAUUGCAGUGACUGAUUUGUCCAGUUAUUUUAACAGCUCCAGAAUGGUGUGACUGAGAGAACAUGGAUCCUUUUAUAGGAAAUAUGGAUUUUUGCAGCUUCUACCUUACCUGGGAAUAAGCUUAUUUGAGGGACUAGCACUAGAAGGGAAACACUUGGAACUUGUUGCAUUACACAUGUAUAAUGCUAUGAUUUCACUUUAUCUGCUGUGGUUCCUUGGUUCUGAGAGCUAACAUUGAGUAGUGGUUUGAGCAUUGGAUCAGGACUCUGCAGACCUGGGUUCAAAUCCUGGCUCAGCCCUGUAAACCCACUGGCUGACCUUGGACAAGUCACACUUUCUCAGCCUCAGAGGAUGGCAAUGGCAAACCCCCUUUGAAGAAAUUUGCCAAGAAAACCCCAUGAUAGUUUUCCUUAGGGUAGCCAUAGAUAAAAAAAAUGUCUUGAAGGCACACAAUAAAAACAGCCACAGUUCCAUCAUAUGAGAUCCUAUGAUUUGAAAUUUAAGGAGAGAGAUUUAGAAUUCUCAUUCAGAAAGGCCCAGUGCCUCAGCAAAUCACAAAUUCCAGGAUUCCAUAGGAUGUUGCAAUGCCAGUUAAAGUGGAAUCAUAGUGCUAUCAUUGGAUAAUAUGGUAGAGGUCCAGAAAAGCUAUGACCAGGGUCUUCUGGAGCCUUCAUUGGCAGAUGUCCCUCUCUGCUGACAGAGCUGCUUUCUGCUGGUAGAGGGAUUCUCCCCCUUAGUGGAUCUUAUAGUCUAGAUUGUUCUGUUGUAUUGCUAUGUUGCAAUAAGUCAAAAUUCCAACACAACUAGGACAGGUUUGGAAAUAGUUUCAUCAUGCUAUGUUCUAACUGUGUUCAUAUCUUUGGGGUGGGGUGGGAAAUCUGGUGAUCAGGCAAACAAGGGAUCCUGCAGUGAGUUUCAUGUUGCAUUAGUCAUUUUAUAUCAACACUAUGAAGGAAGGAUGCCGAUGACUACAAAAUUCAGAAAAUUGGAGAAUGCUUACAGUAUAAUAAAGUUUAUUUUUUAAUAUGUCACAGUAUUUUGAUCUAAAUUAUGAUGUUCAUAGUAUUGAAGGAAUGAUGUGAAAGAAAAAAAUUGCCUUCGUUCAUAACUUUAAGCCUGAAAGUGGUUUUAUCAGCCAUCUUCCUUUCUUCAUGUUAAUGCUGAGACCUAAUUGACUGAAACAGGUUAUAUGUCAUCUCUUGGAUUAUUACCUAUUUAGUCAAAGUCAUUUGAAAGAUUUGAUAACAGGCUUAACAUCAUAUGGUCAAUUCAUAUCAUGAGGAAGCAAAAUGUGGGAUUUGGAGAUAGUUGUGAAUAAGUCAUACAUGGUCCAAAUUUGGUUUCAAGGCUUUAUUUAACAUGUAAUUGGUUGUUGUGUAGGAAGGGGUAAAGAUUUUUCAGAUCUUCUGCAGAAACCAAGGAUAUUCUAUUGGUGUGGUGGAGAUGAAAAGAGAGGCACACUGCAUGUUUCAAAUAACGUCCUUUUUAAUGCUAUCUUGUUCCUCUACAGUGCUGGGUGAAUUAUUUCAUUUCAGAUAAAGCAUACCAUAAUCAUGCAUGGAAACACCCAUGUACAUACAUGGCAAAAAAAGAAGACCGGGAAUGGAGCAUAUCUUUUUUCCCCUUUGUGGAGUAAGGCUGUAAAUCUUCUGUUAUUUUGUCCUUGCAUGCAAAGAUACAUUACAUUACUGUAGUUUUCUUCCUGCUGUAGAAGAAAACCAAUUUAUCGCUGCAGUAUUCUUCCUAUAUUCAAGUGUACCAAAGUGUUCCAAGGGAGUUAUUCUGUGAAGUACACUUUCGUGUGCAAAAAAACAAACAAACAUAUUUUUUUUUGUACAAAAUGAUAUAUUUCCACAGAAUGAUUUCCAAGGAAUAUGUCAGGACAUUCCAAUACUAAAAGAAAACUGUGCAAAAUUCUUCCCAAUUACAUUUUCUAUCUGUCAGAGAACCUGUUUUACAACCAGAAAACAAGCAAUUGAGAAUAUUUAUUCCAUCCCUAUUGUUCAGCGGGUUAAAAGAAUCCUCAAACAGCAGAAAGAAAGUUAUUUCUUUUUCAGAAAAAUCCUUCCUCAUUCUUGUAUCACCUAAAGUGGAUUCCAGUCUCAAAUCUCUCUUCAUACCUCAGAUUACAGAAAAGAAACAGCAUUUUCACUUUUACUGCCAUGUUCUUUGUUUAGAAAGUAAAUGGAAAUGUAUGACAAAUGCUGUAAAGUGAAUGUCAGGUUUGCUUCUGUGGGGAUUAAAAUUCUUGUGUUUACAUAAAUGAGUUUAUGUUUUGACAGCUAUUCCAUUUGAGGUUCUUCCAACCUAAUGACUAUUUUUUAGAAGCUGUGAACAAUCAGCUGUUAGUCCUGAAUACGUUUAUAUUGACUCCAGUCACACUGCAUCUUUGCCAAUGGAGAAAUGGAGAUGUUAACACUUCCCCAAAUAUGCUGCAGUGCACAUGGUGCAUGUACUGCCCCUUUUGAUGCUUACGCACUCCUGUUGAAACAAGAAAUCAUUUGACGUGUUGAAAUAUUGUUAGAAAGAAAGGGUGCCAAUUUAGCAUGCUAGGGCAAGAAUUCAUUUGGGACCACAGAGAAGACACUUUCUCUUGUCUUCAUUAGCUACUGCUCCAUCAUGGUUGGAACACAGGGAAGGUUUACUGGAUGUUAGAAUGCAAGAAACAUAUCUUGAACUGAAGGCAUAAAAGGAUACCACAAGGUAUCCUGAAGUGAAGUCAUACAAGGCUUUACUACUUUGACUUGUCCCUUGAAACAAACAGGUAACUACACAGCCCUUGCAGGACAGGUGCAAUUCUUCCUUGUAAGUGAACACCCACCAGCAUUCUCACUACUGUAUUCUGAAACAAACUGCCAUUUCUGAAAACUUUUUAAAGUUAACCUAUAUGAGGUACAUUGCCAUAAUCCAAACUAGAUGUAAACUAAAGCACCUGUCCAUGAGUGGAUGCAGUUGCUACCUGAGAAUCCAGGUGGAAAGCCAGAGCCUAAAACCUCAUGCUUCAAGGGGAAGCAAACAUUUUUACAACAGAAAAGGAAAAGUUAAAUACAUUCAUCUGAUAUCCUAACUAAUGAAAAAGAAAACAGAGCUCCUUCUGGGUGCAGGCGUCUGUCUGAUUGCUUCUUGUAGUAAGGUAUACCAUAACUUCACGUUAAGCAGUGAGUGGAAGUAUGUCAUAGUGAUAGCAUUGUUCUGGUUAUCACAACCAGGAAAGUAUUUUGAGAUUCCCUCAUUAUGAGCAUGGUAGUUAUAGCCUGGCUUUGACGACUCCCUAACUUGGACUCCCCAGUAAUCUAAGCCAGUGUUUCCCAAACUUUGGUCUUCCAGAUGUUUUGGACUUCAUCUCCUAAAAUUCCUGAUUGUUGGUCAAACUGGCUGUGGCUUCUGGGAGAUGAAGUACAAAGCAUUUGGAGAAUCAAAGUUUGGGAAACAUUGAUCUAGACAAACACUCAGGUGGCUACUUGGGCAAAGGCACAACAUGAGUAUAAUCUAAUCAUGGUGUAUUUCAUGAGAAAGAGUUUUGUGUAACAGAUGGUCCUAGAGAGUAAGCAAAAAGUUACAUUAUUUGUGUUCUUGGAUUUAUAUCUGGCAAAACUGGAUUGGGCUAAACAGUCAAUCUAGAACAGCUCCUCCUCCCAAAUAAUAGAAAGAUCAAUGGUUUCAUGUAUAUACCACCUAAGGACAAAUAUGUUUCUGUAAUAAAAUCCAGUUUCUAAGCCUUCAUACAUCAAACUUGAAAUUGUUUUUUUUUUCCAAUUUUGAAUGAACAGACUUCUGUGUGAUCAGAAUAAAAUCAUGUUAAAAAUAAACCAGGGCUGUGAGAUGAGAUAACUUUCCAUCACGUAAAUGUGGGGGAGGAACCUAGUUUACACCACCCAGUUUCCAAACUGUACAUUCCCCCUCUCCAACAACAACAGCAGCAGCAACAAAAAAUCUCUGAAAGAAAUUAAAAUCAUGGUUCUGACUUGUAAGGGCAAAUUUGUGUUAAUGUUUCAAAAUGUCAUGAAAUGUUCUGUAUUGCUGGAGAUCUUCCCCCUCUUGCAUUUCUUUUUUCAUUUGUAUCACAGUUCUAAUAGCUGCCAUUUCCCCACUCCUGGGGCUUUCUGUAGAUCAGUGGAUGUUAGGUUUAAACCCUCUUUUCUUUGAUGAAGCUUUCAAUAAAAAAAAUAAAAA